UUUAGUAGUACAGAUACGUUGAAGAGAGUCACGUGGGUUGGUUCUAAAAGUAGCCAUAGUGGGCCUAAUGAAAUCUAAAGAAUUACAGCAAUACACAUCACUUAUAUAUGCACGUGUUGCACAAGCCUAUUCCAGCUCAUCAUUGAAGACACAUUGUCGUUUGUGAAUUAUCAAACUUCAGAAGCUGCUUGUAGUGAGAAAAUGACAGAAAACAUCUUUAGUUUAAGAGGCCUGAGUUGAGUUGAGCUGAUGGUUGUGGUUUGACUUCUGAUCUGUUUCUGCUCUGUGGUUUUAAACAAAGUGGGGAAGAGAGUUAUGCUUUUUCUGCAUCUUUAGUUUCAUAAACCUCAAAAUACUAUCAGAAGAGUAAAAGAUUCACAGCAACAUGCAUGCAAUUUUCAUUGACUUCCUUUUAUUAUAAUUCCAUCUGUCUGUGUUCAGGAAGGCCUGAAUGAAGCAUCACUUCUCACUUCUAAAAGUAACCACUGUCAUGUACUGCCCUUCUUUUAAAGAGGAAGAAAAAAAGCAUUUUAAAUCUUGUUUUGGUGAAUAAUUAGUUCAUCUGAAUCAAAAUCACUUUAUAAAACUAAUGUCUCACCUAUGUUUGAGUGUAUAUAUGUGUCCACUUUAGAAAGUAAUAGGAAUUGUUAAAAAGAGAAUAACCCAAAAAGAGCCUGUUUUAUAUGAACAGGAAUACAUUAGAUGUCACAUUAUUAUUUUUCCACUUUAUUAUGAUCUGUCCAUAAUGUAUGUGGCUGUGGCAUUGUGAAUGAAGAAAAUAACGCAGUUCGAGAACAAUUACUGGAAGAACUUUGAAACAGUCUUUUUCAAGUAGAGAAACAGAACUCUAACAACUUGCAUGCACCAAAAAGUAGCUAAUAUCUUAAAAUGGAUCCCUUUUUUCUUUCUAUUUCAUGUAUUUCUGUUUAGAGUUUUGUCUCCUCCUCCCUCGUCUCUUCUUGAAGUGUGAAACGACUGUUUAAACACAGGAAGUGUCUGUUUUAGUGCACACAGCACUGUUAAUACAGACUAUUAAUGUGUCAGUAUGGGGUCCAGCGCACUGCUUCUCAAACUCUUGCUGAUGUCCCUCGUCUACUCUGGACUCACUGAAGUGACAUCUGUAGUGAAUGCAAAUCCAGUCACUCUUACAUGUGACAUACAGGGAGGAGAAAAUAUUCAGUGGACAUACCGCUCGUUUAAAGACCCUCACGAUACAUACAGAACAACAGAAGCAGAGUUUAGUUUCACAGCUAAUGUUUCUGAUAGUGGUGUAUACAGCUGUAGAGGAGAGAGAUCAGACAUCAGUGCUGCUGUUACACUGACUGUAUCAGUAAAAGCUGUAGUGGAGGUGACUCCAGAUCAGCGUGUGUUCAGAGGAGAGACAGUCACUCUCACAUGUGACAUACAGGGAGGAGGAGACAUUCAGUGGACAUACAGCUGGUUUAAAGAUGGUUCAGUCAUCCCAGACAUCACUGAGAGAGACUACAACAUCACAUCUGUGUCUGAUAGUGCUGUAUACAGCUGUAGAGGAGAGAGAUCAGAUAUCAAUUCUGUUGUUACACUGACUGUAUCAGCUUUACCAACAUCUACACUGACUGUGACUCCAGACAGUACAGUAUUCACUGGAGAGACAGUCUAUCUGACGUGUGUGAUAAACUCUGAUCACAGUGACUGGAGAUAUGAGUGGUAUAAAGGCAGUGUAAUGUUACAGACGUCUGAGCGUUACACUGAAAACAGAAACACUCUCACUAUUAAACGAUCUGAAACAUCUGAUGCGGGUCUGUACACGUGUAGAGGAGACAUAGAUGGAAGAUCAGUCUCAUCACAAUCAAGCUCUGCUGUUUCUCUCUUAGUGAAGGAUUUACCCAGAUCUACUCUGACUGUGACUCCAGACAGUCCUGUAUUCACUGGAGAGACAGUCAAUCUGACGUGUGUGAUUGAGUCUUACAGUGACUGGAGACAGAGAAAUGGCCUGAAAUAUGACCGGAGCUAUGACUGGACAUAUUACCAGACAGCUGAGUGGAGAUAUGAGUGGUUUAAAGGCAGAAAGGACAACAAUCUGAUUUUAAAGGACUCCCAACGUUACACUGAAAACGGAGACACUCUCACUAUCAGAGGAGCUACUGAGUCGAUCAGGGUCAUUUCUGGUGUAGAGGACAGAGAGAUGAAAGACCAAAAUCAUCACAGUUAA
Molecule: messenger RNA, 2191 nt
Organism: Cyprinus carpio (common carp)
Lineage: Eukaryota; Metazoa; Chordata; Actinopteri; Cypriniformes; Cyprinidae
Product: sialoadhesin-like
Exons: 6
Coding region: 1046-2191 (381 amino acids)
Biological process (GO): cell surface receptor signaling pathway
Molecular function (GO): transmembrane signaling receptor activity
Source: RefSeq, a predicted model, not a curated record